GUGUGUGUGCGAGACUCGCUAAGCAACGACCUGCAAGCGGACCCGAGCCAGUCCGAGCUAAAGAGAAAACAGGAACCACAUUAUUUCCGAGUGUCUUUGCCAUGUUCCCGACGAUACUUCAACGCCGUCUGCUCUGAUCUCAUCGAAGUUGCCGUCUCUCCAGGCGUCGGCUACAGAAACCAAACAAGAAAUUAAUGCAUCUUGCUCCGCGUUGCUGUGUGUUUUGACCUGCUAGAAGGGGAUCCUGCAAGAGGGAUUAGCGGUCCGUCAAUGAGGAACUACCGGCUCAUCUUCUGCCACAACCUGAAGCAGCCAUAGAUGGUUCAGUUGUUCACUGGGCAGGGGAGGAGAGGAUAGGACACACUUUCACUGCUACACGACGUGAGGUCUUGGCGGGGUUGUGGUGAGGAGGAGGAGGAGGCCAUGAGGAAGAGCGUGUCUCCGUUGCCAGGCAAUGAGGGCGGGAGCUCAGCCAGCACCACACGUGUUUUUGGCGUUCCAUUGGAGGAGGUGACACGCACACACACAAUCAGUGGCCAUGAGGUUCCUGCACUGGUGAAACACAUUGUCGACUACAUUGAGGAGCAUGGUCAUCUGGACCUGGAGGGCCUCUUCCUGGUUAAUGGCAACGCAGAGCGUGUGGAUUGGCUGCGCCAGCGUUACGACAGUGGCGAGGACGUGGAGCUAGAGAAGGAGGCAGACCUGGCAUCAGCGGUCAGUUUGCUCCGACUCUUCCUGCAGGAGCUUCCUGAGAAAAUCCUUCCUAAUGCCAUCUCCCUCUGUAUCCUACAUUUAAACAUUGCAGAUUACAGCAGUGAAGAGGAGCUGUGUAGAAACUUGAAGUACCUCCUGCAGCAGCUUCCCCAGUUGAACUAUGGUCUGCUGCGCUUCCUGUGUCGCUUCCUGGCCAGUGUGGCAUCACUUCAGCAGGAGAGCUGGAACAUCGGGGCGCUGGCCGCCGUCUUCGGGCCCGACAUCUUCCAUCUAUCAACAGAGGGAGAGGACCUUCGAGACCAGGAGUCUGUCAGCAGAGUCCUGGCAGAGCUGUUGGACAACCAGGACGGCCUGUUUGACUCGGAAGAUGAUGACGUCUCCACCACCAACGACUACAGCUCCAUCAAUGAACAGAUCACUGAGCUGUUGGAUGAUGAGAGGUGUGAAGCAGAAUGUGAAGAGUUGCCUCAGGACGGGGAGGAAGGUCCGGCCUCCUCUGACUCACCACAGCACACACACACUGACGACAGCCCCGCAGCCAGGUGAGACAUAGCUACUGUGUCAUAUCUUCCUGCACAAGAGCUUGAGAUAAUUCAGCGAACCAUCAGGGCUGCAGUGGAGCAACACUUCUUUGAGCUGAAAACCUCCAUUGACCAAGACCUCAGCAACUAUGACAGCCAAGGGGUGAAUCCCAGUGAGCCUGCAGACCAGGGUUGCCACGGAGAUGAGCAACAAACGGACCCUGAGGACAGUCCCUGCGAUACAGAAGGGGAGACCCCACUCACACAGGCCGAGCAGCACAUACAACAAAGCCAGAAAGACACACAGGAUUCAUUGGACUCUGUCACCACCCUGGAGGAGAGCUCGGGAAUGGACCUGGAUGCAGAGAACAACAUCAACACUGCCAGGCAGGACAAUCAAUCCUGUGACAUCAUGGAGCAGACUGACACUGACACCAUAAGCUGUGACUCGGGUUCAUGCCACUGUGAUCAGAACGCCAACACCAGUCAGACCAACAGGAACCACCUGUCGCCAUGCCAACCCAUCUCCGGCCACAACCCCCACCUCCAGCUCUUUCCCGACAACCAAUGGGAAGCGUCACCCCCCUCCCAUCUCCACCUCCCUCCCAUAGACUUCUCAUGUAUGCAUCUGCAAAAAGAAGGCCAUGACCCCGUCCCGGCUUACAAAUCCUGGCAGGAUGACAACGACAGCGGCGAGGCACAGCUCUCCCCGCUGGCCGGUCGCAUGGUUCCCCUCCCACCGCUGCCCCUGGAGGAGGAAGGCGAGGAGGACGAGGAGGAUGGAGGGCAAGAUGCCUCCCCCUCCUCCUCCCGCUCCCACCCUCACCUCCUGGCACGCCGCUUUCUCGACUUUGGAGCGCACAGUGCCCAGCGGUUCCUCCAGCAGGACCCGGACGCCACCUCACCCACUAAAGCACAGAGGCCGCGGCGAGCAUCAUUUGGUUCCAAAGAGUCAAUGAGAGGAGGAGAUUCAGUGACCCACCAACUCACCAAGAAGCUUCAGCACCUGAAGAAGAAAAUUAAGCAGUUUGAAGAGCAGUUUGAGAAGGAGAGGAACUAUAAGCCCUCUCAUGGAGACAAGGCAGCUAACCCUAAAGUCCUCAAAUGGAUGACCGACCUCACCAAGAUCCGCAGGCAGAUUAAAGGACGCCAGCACCACCUUUUACCCAGAAGCACGCUGAGGCACCAGGCUUUGCUCCAUUCAUACAGACGCCACCAUACUCCCUCCUCCUCCCCUUCCUCCUCCUCCUCCUCCUCCUCCUCCUCUAUCUGCUCACCUCCCCAUCACACACUCACCCCCCCGCUCCACCCCUACUCAGGCCUGAGCUCUAGAACGUAUCACCUCAAUGCCAAACACCGUGCAGAGAGCGAGCUUGGACCCCAGACUCGUCCUCGGAGCAACACCUUACCCAAGAGCUUUGGCUCCACGCUGGACCAAAGCUCUUACAAUGCAGCGGUUGAGGUCAAGGGUCAGCGUCCCACCCGGGAGGAGACACUGGAGCUGAUCCAGUGCAGGGUCAAAGGGAAGAGGCAGGAGGAUGGCUGGCCUGAUGACAUCAAGAAGAUGACCAAGGAGCAGUUGUCCUGUGAGAAGACGGUCCUACAAAAGAACCUGCUGCACUACGAGGGCCUGCAUGGCCGACCGGUGACCAGAGAAGAGCGUCUGGUGGUGAAGCCUCUCUACGAUCGCUACAGAUUGGUCAAACAGAUGCUCACCAGAGUCAGCAUCACACCUGUCACAAUGUCCCCCUCCAGUAAGAGGCGAACUCAGACCCUCCAGCCAAUCAUUGAGGGGGAAACCGCUCAUUUCUGGGAGGAGAUCAAAGAGGAGGAGGAGGACGAGCGGAAGGAAAGAGAAGGAGGAGAAGAAGAUGAGCGGGAGGAGGAGAGAGAUGAGGAGGAGGAAGAAGAAGAGGAGGAGGAGGGAGAGAGCAGCGGCGGGGAGAUGCAGAGCUCCGAGGUCAUAAUGGCCGUCGACCUCAUGACCCCGACCGACAGACCAGUGAGGAGCCAGAACCAACCUGACCAACAGAGCGACUGUCCAAUGACAGCCAAGCUGGAGGAGGGGUCGGGGAGGCUGGCGCUGGACCUGCGGCUGUCCAGCUCCAACGCUUCGUCCAUGCCAGAGCUGCUGGAACAGCUGUGGAAGGCCAGAGCAGAGAAGAAGAAACUGAGGAAGACCAUCCGAGCGUUUGAGGAAGAUUUUUAUCAGCAUAAUGGAAGAAAUGUUCAGAAGGAGGACCGGGUCCCGAUGCUGGAGGAGUACCGGGAGUACAAGAGGAUCAAGGCCAAACUCCGCCUCCUGGAAGUUCUCAUCAGCAAACAGGAUUCCUCCAAGUCCAUCUAGACCCCGCCCGCAACCCCUCAGAUACUCGCCAUCACGGCACACAUCAGCUCUUAUCACCGCUGCGAGGACCCGCCCAGGGUGUCCCUCAGUCUGUCAGACGCCAUCACACCUUGGAGGACUUAAUAAACACUCCAGCAUCAUCGUCACAUGACUUGACAGGGAGUCGACAUCAAGACGCUCAGUCAGACUUCAUGUCCACGACUUGGUGUGCUGCAUUUAUGUCAUGGAGGAAAGUAAAUUAGAGUGACUUGCUGGUUCAGAGUUACUUUGGGAAAUUGAACUUUAAAGUCAGUAAGUUAGGAUUUAACUGAAACACUUAAACACUGUUUGUAGUUCCAGGACUUCACCAGUGCAGGACAACUUUCAGUGAUGUUUUGAGGGACUCAACCUUAUUAUAACUACAGAAACCAAAGCAAAGGUUUGGUUCUUGGAGUAUUCAACUAGCACUGACUGGUCAAGAGCUAUGUGUACAGAAUCCAUUCAGACUGCAACCAAACACUGGUUGUUGCUAGUAUCAGUAAUCAGAUUAGGGAUGGGAAUUUUAUUUUGACCAGUAAAAAAAAUAGUUAAGUAAUAAGUAAGCAGUAAAUUAAAAAGAACAACAUGGUGACUGUUGUCUCAUGGCAUACAACAACUCAAAUGGGUUUUAAUACUUUAAUCUUUUGGCGAACAAGUUCAUGACACUUUGGUCCUGGGACUAUUGAAUCCCCAUUAGUGAGCGAUAUGCAUUGAAGUGUCGAAAAAUACACAUUUUAAGUGCAAAAAGGGCAAAUUUUAAGCAUUUUGUUCACAAAAUCACUUAAAAUCAUUACAUUUGUUUGAUAAAUACAUGAUUAUCUAUAUGUAACUACAGAUAUUUUCCUUGCCUGUGAUUUCAGAUUUCAGUAAUGUGGACAUUACAGUCUCUGAGGUUAAUUAACCGCUUUAAAGGGUCACGUACAUUUUUACAGCCAUUUACAUGUUUCAUGAAUGCAGCACCACCACAAUAUAAACUUAAAAUCACUCCUGUCAGCCACAACUGAUCUCUGCUGCCUCGUCUGACUGCGAAUUGUUUCAAAACAAGGAGAAAAAGGAAUCAUCUUCACUGUCUGUCUUCAUCAUCGUCCCACCAAUGUUGACUCGAGACUUUGCACUUGUCUUCUUAUUUCUUCGACUUGUGAGAAAAAAAAAAACCAACUUUCUGACUUUUUAAUUUCAAGAACUUUUCUUGUGUUGACUUUUGUUUCUUCAUGUUGAUUUUUCCUUCAGCAGCUUGAGGCAUUUUAGACUCUUCACUCAAGACACCUGUUCUUUCUUUAGGACGUCGCACUGUGUGAAAAGUCCCUCUUUUCGUCUCGCUCCGGGGGGCCGCGGUUUCUCUAAGCAGCCUCUUUGGUGCGAGGUGAUUGGUUAUUUUAUUCUGUCAGUAAAACUUUAUUUAACGUCCUGAAUGCUUCACCUUCUGACUGAUUUUAAAAUUCAUUCACAGGUUUAAAAACAAGUUUGUUCGUGUAUUCUUGUUAAAAAAAGAAGUGUAGACAUACAUGUUUGUGAGACACUGCUGUUCAUGUUUAUCUUGAAUGAAAAAGAGUACGUGUUGUAUUCCAAGAGAAAAUGGAAAAAAAAAAAAAAAAAGUAUUAACUCCCAGUGUGAGCUUGGAGAAAUGCCUGUUUCUGAUUUUGCUUUUCAUUUAUUUCUGUUCCUCAGCAUUUCCUUUAAGUUUUUUGGCAAUAUUUGUCAGUAAGAUGUUCACUAGGUUGGCGUACGCUGGUGUUUGCAAAGUAACUUAGUUUCCCAUGAGCCUCUUGCAAAAAAGAAAAUGCUGCUUUUAAGUCCCCUAAGCUCAGACGUCUGAGUUUUGAAGUCAUAUGCUCGUGAUUUUGAUAUUUCUGACUGCACUUAAAGGCAGCAUUAGACUGAAGAUGCUCAUAGGGAACAUUUCUACUCAGAUUAAGAGAUUUUAUGAUGUUGUCUGUUGACUUUUUGUCUCUCCAUUUGUUCAGUUUGCUGCAUGGAGGCGUGUUAGUUUCUGAGGGAUUAUGGGUGAUAAAUGCUGAGGAGAGGAGCCAGUAUCUGGUCCCUGCUGCUGCUGCUGCUGCUGCUGCUGCUGCUGCUGCUUCUUCUCUGAAACCAAAAGCAUGUUGGCUACAGGCAGUGUCAGUCUGACGGUGUGUUGAAUGUCAGUGACGACGCAGUCAGCAGUUGCUGUGCAGCUGAUGCGACUGUUACUGACGUUGGUUAAAGUUUGAAUGUAGCUUUAAAGGCUGUAUUGUAUCAAUGAGGUGCCAACACUGCCAGCACUGAUUUCAAACACAGAGAAGUGACUCCGUCUGUGGUUCACUGAUAUUUUUCCCCAACUGGCGAGUCAGUGCGGAGGGUCUGAUUAGUAUGUAGCAUGAUGUCUACGAUGCUGAGAGAACACAACAACAACCCUCGAGCUGUGUUUCUCUUCGGUCUAACCUGCAGUCCCAGUGAAGUUUCAUUUCCUGCUGGCAGGUAAAAUGAGGGCAGGUGAGGAGGAGAACGUUUGAGGUGUGGUGCAUGCCAACGAGCUUGUUCUCUUUGUUUAUCUUCUUCCUCUCCGUAGAGGCCAUGUUGUCUUAUAUCAGAUAGGAGUCAAGAUGCCACAGUGUGAUGUGUGUAAGUUAUUACACCGGCUGUGUUGGCACGUGAAGUUCUAUUAUCAGAACCUCUUUGGCUCGUUACUUGUGAGAUGUUUAAGGCCGAUAAGACAAAGUAGUACUUUUUUUUUUUUUUCUUUGCUGAAUUGAUGUACAUUUAACUGCCAGAAUCAAAGCUGACCGCAGUCUUUUUGUCUGUCAGUGGACGGCAGAUGAGAUGGUUUGAAAUCAAAGUUUUGAGUGAGUCAAGAGUUGAACUUUUUGUGAGUGCUUGUGAAGAACACGAUGGAGGUGUUUGUGUUUGUCAGGACGGUAAAGUUCGGAGGUUUGAUGUAAAUAGAUGUUAUUUGCACAGCAUUCACAGAAUGCAGCCCUUUUGUGUUUUUUCAUUUGUAUUUCUAAAAAUGAAGCACUACUUCUAUACAAAUAUAAAUAUAUACUGUACAUAAAAAAAACACCCGAAGGAAUGAAUGUCGGAAAUGUUUAAAUUAUUUCAAACAUUACGUUUGGCCCCCUUUGGUUCAUUAUAUUUGUGAUGCCCUGAGAAUGUGUUUUUUUAUUAUUAUAAAUAUUGCUAUUACUAUCAUAACCAUUAUUUUGUGUGAUAAUGACAAUAAUAAUAACCCUUUUGUAUCUACUCACCAACUGUAAAACCAGCUGUAGAAGUUAGUCGGGCACUGUGUGUGACUAAUCAAACAUGAACCUGCUCUGUUCUCUGAUUUCUUUUGUCGCUCUGUGUAAUAUAAGCUAAUAUAGAAGCAGUACUGUAGUGAGCUUGCAUGGCAAAAGAGAACAUAAUAGUAUGAAUAACACGAUGUAUUGUUUCUAUUAUUUGUGCCAUGAAGAAGCAGCAAUAAUAAAAGUUUGCGUGGAGGUUUUACAGUAUCGGGUAAUGAUGGGUGGGACCGACUGUGUGUGAAUAUUUGAGGUACAUUGUUAUUUCUUUAUAUAUUUCUAUUAUAAUUGUUUUCAGACACACAUUGUCUCACACACACACACACACUGCUCAGAUGGUGUGUUUUUACCACUGUUGUCAGCUUAAUGUUCAUGUUGGCGCUGCUGAAAAACCAAAAUAAGAGUUUAAAUUAAGCAGGAUGGUGAACAGGGAUUGAAAAGCCAAUGACAGAUGUGUCAUAUCUGAAAACAUUCCAGUUUUAUCAUCAUUCAGAAAGUGGAAACAAUCCAUCGUCAGUCUCUGAGUGGCUUUGAUUUGACUUUUUCUUUUUUUUGUGAGUCUCCAACAACGGUGAACAGUUGAUUUGUUUGGCGCCUCAGUUUCUUACUUUUGUUUUUCAUUGUGCCUGCAACAGAGUGGUAAAAUUCACGUGGUUCAUACGUUGUAAACUGUAAAUGUAUUCUGUCUCUGUCAGUGUACAGUUGUUUCCUCUCACACUCACCCAUCCAACAUGCAUGGUUGUUUCACACGCCUGGAGUUCGCAGCAGAAGUCGCUGUCGAAGAUGUCUCAUAGGUCAGAGCUCCUCCUGGAAAUCUUGAAAGAAAAUGACCAGUUUUUUGGUCAAAAUGGCAACAGAUGAGAUAAAAGAUAUUUUACAAGUCUGUAAAUGGAUUUUUGAGUAAAGACAGUCUUUAAAUCUUUAAAAUUUAAAGGACAAACGGUCAUGUUGCUUACAGGUGUGAUUAAGAAAGUUAGAAAUCAGAUACUUCCUGACAUCUUUGAUACUGGAUUUUGCUGUUAAUUCCUCUGACCAGCGAGGUUCUUGCUUACUCUAGGUCACCUACAUGUGAAACUGUGUUUUAUCACAUCAAUAUAUUGUAUGUACGUAUGUAUCUAUAAAUGUUUUCUUACUUUGUGAAUGCUUUUUUUUCUGUUGUUUCUUCAUUAACAAAAAAGAUGAGAAAAUACAAUCAGUAACAAGCAUUUACACAUGAAAAUAAAAUUUACAAGCUUGCCACA
Messenger RNA from Morone saxatilis (striped sea-bass), 8099 nucleotides. It is a transcript of the gene fam13b, whose product is annotated as family with sequence similarity 13 member B. The transcript has 25 exons. Gene Ontology annotation, biological process: signal transduction. The record is from RefSeq and is a predicted model, not a curated record. Lineage: Eukaryota; Metazoa; Chordata; Actinopteri; Moronidae.